CCAUUCAAAAGUACACUGCGGUAUUACAAAAAAAUCUACUCAAAACGUCAUCCGGCUCACUUCUCAGGGCUCCUGGGAGAACUUUCCCAAUGUGAAGAGCUCAUUCUUCAGCUAGCAAGCAUAAAGUGCUUAUUGUGGCCAAACAACUGGAACUAUGGCUUGGGUGGCCUCGUGGACGGUGUUUUGAGGGAAUACAUUUCAGUCCCAGCUCAGGCUGUCGUGAAAACAGCUAAAAGCUGA
This is a messenger RNA of Penicillium waksmanii, 240 nucleotides long. RefSeq lists its product as uncharacterized. The transcript is spliced from 2 exons. Lineage: Eukaryota; Fungi; Ascomycota; Eurotiomycetes; Eurotiales; Aspergillaceae. The record is from RefSeq and is a predicted model, not a curated record. The annotation marks the transcript as partial.